CAAUCUCCCGCGUUCAAGUUAAGCGGAAGUGGAAAGCCUCUUUUCUCUAUUUAAGCGGUCCAACAAAGACAGUAAAGGAAACUACACCUGCUCUUCGUUCGUCGGACACCAGGAACCCGUGGCUUGUUGCUCUCCGUUGUUCCUACUAUCGUGAUAAAAACAAAAUGCCAGAGGAAACGUCAAGCUGUGGGAGUGUGGAGGAGAAGCCGUGCUCCUCUUCCUCCUCAGCAGCAGCCGCCGCCGCAGACAGCUCUGUUGACUUCGUGGAGGAGGCGAAUAAGCUGAUCGGCACCGGGAACCGGCACCUGGUGAUGGGCGACGUGGUGUCUGCUGUCCGUGUCUUUCAGGAUGCCUGCAGCAUGCUGGCUGCAAGAUACGGAGACACCGCAGAAGAGUGUGCGGAGGCCUUCUUCCUGUGUGGGAAGUCUCUUCUGGAGCUGGCCAGGAUGGAGAACAGUGUCCUUGGUAAUGCCCUGGAGGGAGUCCCAGAAGAGUCGGAGGAAGAGGAGCAGCCUCACAGUUCAAAGAUUGAGAGUGCCAACAAUCUUGAUGAAAAAACUAGAGAUGACCUACGGAAGCAGGUGUAUGAUGCAAUGGCUGAGGGGGAGAAAACUGAGGCAGUUGACAGCAAGCUGGAGUCUGAUGUAAAGGGAAACACUGAGGUUGACCAGGAAAAUGGCGCGGCAAAGUUCCCUGGCAAACACGAUCUGAAUGGAUCGGAGGCAUCCACAGAUUCCCCUGUGAGCGUCAAAGAAAAUGGUGUUGAGAAGAGCCCGUGUGCUCCUGUGGCGAGUCUGGGCGAAAGUCUUACUACGUCUCCUGUAAAAGAAGCUGUGAUGGAGAAGGUAAAGGCGCAAAAUGAGGAGAAAGCGGGAGGAAAAGAUGAGGAAUCCGAGCCAGAGGCUGAACAGGACACUGAUGAACCAGAGGAUGACGACGACGACGACGAUGACGACGAUGAUGAUGAUGAUGGAGAGAAAAGUGGACAGGAUAAGGAGGAAGAUGAAGUUGGGAAUUUGCAGUUGGCGUGGGAGAUGUUGGAGGUGGCUAAAGUAAUCUACAAAAGAAAGGAAGGCAAAGACGACCAGCUGAUGGCGGCCCAGGCAUAUCUGAAACUCGGAGAAGUCAGUGCUGAAUCCGGGAACUAUUCCCAAGCGCUAGAAGACUUCCAGGAGUGUCUCGCCCUGCAGCUCAAGCACUUGGCUCCCCACAGUCGUCUGCUGGCUGAGACUCACUACCAUGUCGCCACUACAUUGUGCUACAUGGACCAGUACAGCCAGGCCAUCCAGCACUACAACAGCUCCAUCAAGGUCAUCGAGACCCGUCUGGCCAUGUUGCAGGAGGCGAUUGGGGCUGCAGAAGAGAAGAAUGAGAUGGAGGAGCUGAAGCAGCUUCUGCCCGAUAUCAGAGAAAAGGUCGAGGAUGCCAAGGAAAGUCAGAGAACCGCCAGAGCUGCCUCCCAGGCCAUCCAGCAGACGCUAGGCGGAGCUUCAACCUCAUCAGCCUUCCACUGUGAAAAUGGCGGCCCUUCAGCGUGUUCCUCAGCCAGCCUGGUCACAGUUAAAACAUGUGAUAGCACCUCGCCUGCCAAAGCUGUCUCCAACAUCUCCCACCUCGUUAGAAAAAAGAGGAAACCAGAGGAGGAGAGCCCAGUAAAGGACACUGGUGCUAAACAAUCGAAACAAGAAGCCACAGUUAAUGGCGCUGACUCUAGUGCCAGCAAUGGAGUCCAGGAGGGAAAAUCACAGGAGCCUGCCGCCCAGUUGACCCCUGAUGGGUCUUCAGCGUGACCAUCAUCCUCUUUCCAGAUCUUCAAAACCAGCACAGCAUGCCUAUCCAGCCCCUUCAACACUUUUGAUUUUGUAAAUAAGAUCAUUUUCAUAGAGUUUUGUCUGUCCAGUUUUUGUAUACUUGUAGUAAAAUAAUAAAAAAUAUUGCAAAUCUAA
Gasterosteus aculeatus aculeatus (three-spined stickleback) is the source of this 1946-nucleotide messenger RNA. The record is from RefSeq and is a predicted model, not a curated record. NCBI's taxonomy places the organism in Eukaryota, Metazoa, Chordata, Actinopteri, Perciformes, Gasterosteidae.